AUGGCCCACCUUCGCGAACGCAGGCCAGCUGCGAGAACAACACCUCCAGAAGACGACCACCCCAAAUCGAAGCAACGCCGCAAUGAAACUCCCGACCUCGAACCUUCCCUCUCCGUAGUCCUCACCCUCAUCGCCUUCCUCUCCCUCCUCACCGGCUCCCUCUUCUACUACAAACUCGACAACCGCGAGCGCGGGCCCUUCUCCACCUACAUCAACACGCACUACCCGCUCCUCGACCGCUUCCUGAACAAACCCUCCAUCCCGCUCUUCGGCGCCGCCGCCGCAGAAACACCAACCGGCGGCGACUUGCAACUCACCGAAGAAGAGCUGAAAGCCUACGACGGCACGGACCCAGAUAAACCCAUCUAUCUCGGCAUCAACGGCACCAUCUUCGACGUCUCCGCCAGCCCGGCCUUCUACGGCCCGGGCGGCCACUACCACCACUUCGUCGGCAAGGACGCCACGCGCGCGUGGAUCACCGAGUGCUGGGACGAGGACGAGCAGUUCACAUGGCGGCUGGACGGGGUCGAGGCCAUGUUCCUCCCCAAAUGGAUGGACGAGUCCCUCGAGACGAUCGCGGCGGGCCAGGAGGCGGAGGAUCUGGAUCUGGGCGGCAUGCCGCUGGAUAUGCUGGCGGGGAUGGCGAAGAAGAGCGUGGAGCGGUUUGGGAGCGUGACGGAUAAGGAGAAGGCGAAGAGGCGGGUGAGUGAUAAGGAAGAGGCGGAGGCGAAGGUCCAGGAGACGUUGGCGCAUUGGGUGGGGUUCUUUAGUGGGAAUGCGAAGUAUACUGUUGCCGGGAGCGUCGUUCGCGACGAGAGUCGACCUUCGCCUCCGAAGCCUUGUAAGGCGGCGAUGGAGAAGAGGCCGAUUAAGGGGGGGAAGUUGGAGGGGGUUAUGCAGGGGGCUAUGGGGAAUUUGAUGGGUGGGAAGGGCGGUGCGGGUGCGGGUACUGGGGGAAAGGGCGAGAUGCCGGCUUUUGUGAAGGAGAAGUUGGCGAAGGAGAAGGAGAAGAAGGAGAAGGGGGAGGAGGUGGUUGUGCCGGUGGAGGAGGAGGAGGAUGAGGAGGACUUGGUGCAUGAUGAGUUGUAG
Zasmidium cellare ATCC 36951 is the source of this 1089-nucleotide messenger RNA. RefSeq lists its product as uncharacterized. NCBI's taxonomy places the organism in Eukaryota, Fungi, Ascomycota, Dothideomycetes, Mycosphaerellales, Mycosphaerellaceae. Gene Ontology annotation, cellular component: membrane; endomembrane system. The record is from RefSeq and is a predicted model, not a curated record. The coding region runs from base 1 to 1089 and encodes 362 amino acids. The transcript has a single exon.